ACGCAUCUCCCCAGCAGCAGCUGAGGCCGUUUGGUGAAGAUGGCGGACUCGCUGUCGACAGGUCUGGGAGAGGAGAAGGAGCGGGAGAGAGAGGGCACGCAGAGGGACACAGGAGCUGCCAAACCCGAGAAGAUCAAAAAGAACGACGGGGUCACGGAGACUUUGGGAUUCAGCGAUAAAAACGGUGGCAGCAUGAGCAAGAAACGCAACCUGGCAGACCUUUCUCUGGUUAGAUUUAUAACUACUGAGCUAACCAGAGGCUACUUCCUGGAACACAAUGAGGCUAAAUACACAGAGCGCAGAGAGCGGGUCUACACCUGUCUUCGCAUCCCCAAGGAGCUGGAGAAGUUGAUGAUAUUUGGCUUCUUCCUGUGUCUGGAUGCUUUUCUUUACGUGUUCACGCUGUUGCCCCUCAGAGUGAUUCUAGCCCUUUUACGGCUCAUCACGCUGCCAUGCUGUGGCCUCAGUGGUUCACGCCUGCUCCAGCCAGCACAGGUGUGUGAUGUGCUAAAAGGCUUCAUCAUGGUGUUGUGUUACUCAAUGAUGAGUUACGUGGAUUACGCCAUGAUGUAUCACCUCAUCAGGGGACAGUCUGUCAUCAAACUGUACAUCAUAUACAACAUGUUAGAGGUGGCAGAUCGCCUCUUCUCCUCAUUUGGUCAGGACAUCCUGGACGCUCUGUACUGGACAGCCACUGAGCCCAAGGAGAAGAAGAGAGCUCACAUAGGGGUGAUUCCUCACUUCCUCAUGGCCGUGCUCUACGUCUUUCUUCAUGCCCUCCUCAUCAUGGUUCAGGCCACGACUCUCAAUGUCGCCUUCAACUCCCACAACAAAUCUCUGCUCACCAUCAUGAUGUCAAACAACUUUGUGGAGAUUAAAGGAAGCGUGUUUAAGAAGUUUGAAAAGAACAACCUUUUCCAGAUGUCUAACAGUGACAUAAAAGAGAGGUUCACCAACUACAUCCUCCUGCUCAUCGUCUGUCUGAGAAACAUGGAGCAGUUUUCAUGGAACCCUGACCACCUGUGGGUACUGUUUCCGGAUGUAGUCAUGGUGAUAGCAUCAGAAGUUGCCGUGGAUGUUGUCAAGCAUGCAUUCAUCACAAAAUUCAAUGACAUCAGUGCGGAUGUGUACGGAGAAUACCGAGCCAGCCUUGCCUUUGAUCUUGUCAGCAGUCGACAGAAAAAUGCUUACACAGACUACAGUGACUCAGUGUCCAGGAGAAUGGGCUUCAUCCCUCUGCCUUUAGCUCUGCUGUUGAUAAGAGUAGUGAUGAGCUCAGUGAAAAUCCAGGGCUCACUCUCCUUUAUGUGCGUCCUACUCUUUUACUUUGGGAUGAUUACUCUAAAAGUGCUCAACAGUAUCGUUCUGCUGGGAACUUCUUGUGUGUUCGUCAAAGAAGCCAACAUGGAGGAAAAGCUCUUCGACCCACCUCCCUCUGCAGCCUCCAGCCGUGUGAACUCCAGAGCCCACAGGACCAAACAUGUUCACACUGCACCGCAGCAAGAAGCCACAGCAGACAAAGGAGGACCAUCACUGACGUCAGACAAUUCUCAGCUCCCCACCAUCCCAGAGACGCCUGCCCCCACAGUUCCCAAGAGCGACUCUGACACAUUCCUGACAACACCAGACGAAGAGGAGGACGACAAAAUCAUCAACACUGACACGGGACUGGAAGGAGAUGGACUCAAAAACAGAACACCCAAAAAAGACUUGCUCGAGAUUGACCGCUUCACCAUCUGUGGCAACAGAAUAGACUGAGUGCCAAAGGAACGACCAGUCAGAGUCCUAAACACAGCAAGAGUUCAGGGAUCAGACACGGGUCAUGGAGCAUGUUCAUGCCGGACUCAUUCUUGUGCACCUGACCCCAAAAUAUUUAUUUAUUUAUUACUGACAAAACCAGCCAAGGCAUCAAGCUGUUACUGCAGUCCUCAGAGGGUCAUUCUGAUGUGUCCAGCUGGUCAAGUCACUUUCAGGUCUCUGAGGCUGCGCUGCGGUCGUCACGGCAAUCUGCAGAAAUGCAUAUCGAUGACUGCAAAGUGUCAGACUGGUGUACGCAGCUGGAGCGGAGAACAAAAGCGAGGAGCUCGUCUGCAUAUGUGAAAUUGUGUGAGUUCAAAGGGAGGUGACAGCUGGACUGUGCUAGUGUGUGUCCAGAAGCACAAUCAUGUCCGUCACUGAGGAGAUGUUUUUAGACAACAACAAAAAAAAAAGGUCAGUUUUUAAAUUUUUUUUAAUUUGAAAACGUUUCAAAAAUAAUAUUUCAAAUGGGAUUUUUAUGAAAAAUAUCACACCACCUUUGUAAAAUUGAACAUGAACCAGAACGCACUGAAAUCCCUCAGUCGUUCUGCUCAUAUACAUACACACACAUGAUUUUAAAUUGAGUUAUUGUGUGGUAGUCAUGGGAGCAACGUAUAUUGUCUCAGAUUACAUCUUCAGGUCGUAUGAUUUGGACUUAACUUAGACCUUUGGAGCAUCAUGUUAUUUAUGUGGCUAUUGUUACUUUAAAGCACUGCACUGUGCCAAUCUGUGAAGGCGCCAGUGUUACCUUUAACUGAUGCCCAAGCCUCAGACGGGUUUAACAGAUAUUUCUUCGUUUUUUUUAAAGCCAUUCACACAUUGCAGCUUCAGAUUAUUAUAUCAACAACAUGGACAUAUCGCAAGUUUUAUGUCGCAAAUUGUGAACUGAAGAAAUGACUUGUUGAAGAAUCAUGAUGUGUGGCACCAGCAUUGGUUGAACAUGUUUUUCAUUUUACCAUUAUAUUCAGGCUGACAUGACAAGAAGUAAAGAUUACAUGUGUGCAGGUAAAAUAGUCUGAACGACUAUACGACGAUAUUUAGGCUCGCAAGGCCUUUUAAAUUCAGCCAUCUUUUUGCCUCUCAUGUAUUAUCAUUACUCUAAGUGAAAAUCCCAGACGUUCCAAGACUCCAAGAAAAAGAUAAGCCAGUUUUCAAAGUUGCAGCUCUGAUUUCUUAACCCAGAACAUUUUAGCCAAAAAUUAAACUUACAUACUGGUCUGUAUAUCAAGUUUAUUUAUUAUAUAUUUUUAUAUAACCUUUUUUCUUUUUGUCGUGUUAAAAGGUAAGAGUUUCUGGAAGAAAUUACAGUUGCAACUUGGGGAAAUUAAUCGUCAGUUUCAUGGAAAAGCCGUAUGAAAUCAGAACAUCUUGGCCGCGGAAGCAAACGAACACAAGUGAUUGAUAGUGUGCAGACUUUAUUUUUCAUGCAAUAGAUUGUUUUUCUUUAAAUGGUCUGAAGAAUUCUUAAGGAUUUAAAGUGAUUUGUUGAUUUAUAUCGUGUUCAUAAAAUGAACUGUACUGGUUGAACGUGAUGGGCUCAGAAAGAAAGGAGGUCAGUCCAACCUCACUAUGGUUAGACCAUAAACAGGUUGGACUUACCUCAGCAAUGUUAUUCAGUAAAAUAAAUGCAUACUAGCAAAUGGGGGAUCAAUUACGUGAGUGUGUAUGUGUGUGAGAGAAAGUCCAUGAAUGGUUUGAGUCAGAUUUCUUUUUUCCAUGUACAACUGUCUGUGUAAUGCAUCUCCUUAUGUGAUAGGAGAAUAAAUCAAGAUUUUUUUUUUUGUA
Molecule: messenger RNA, 3582 nt
Organism: Solea senegalensis (Senegalese sole)
Lineage: Eukaryota; Metazoa; Chordata; Actinopteri; Pleuronectiformes; Soleidae
Gene: tapt1b
Product: transmembrane anterior posterior transformation 1b
Exons: 14
Coding region: 40-1758 (572 amino acids)
Biological process (GO): maintenance of protein localization in endoplasmic reticulum; positive regulation of cilium assembly
Cellular component (GO): endoplasmic reticulum membrane; ciliary basal body
Source: RefSeq, a predicted model, not a curated record